Gaeumannomyces tritici R3-111a-1 is the source of this 276-nucleotide messenger RNA. RefSeq lists its product as hypothetical. The transcript is spliced from 2 exons. The annotation marks the transcript as partial. The record is from RefSeq and is a predicted model, not a curated record. NCBI's taxonomy places the organism in Eukaryota, Fungi, Ascomycota, Sordariomycetes, Magnaporthales, Magnaporthaceae.
AAUUUUGUAAAAAUUUUGGGCCAUUUUCCAAAACCAUUUAAAAAGUUUAAUGCAAGCUUUAUUGCUAACCACGUUUUUGCAAUAAAUGCAUUUAAAAAACCCCGUACAAUUAUCGAAGCAUAUCGGCAUACGGGGGUUAACGGCAUAAUUUUAAUAUAUUUAACAACCAAAAUAGCGGUUAUAAAAUACCGUACGUUCCGUAUAAUUGAACGGCCAAAUACCGAUUAUUUACGGUUACAAUCGUUAAAAUUAUUAAAAUGGUUAUUAAAUGCAUAA